Messenger RNA from Symsagittifera roscoffensis, 3804 nucleotides. Its product is annotated as transmembrane protein 245-like. Bases 129 to 3146 code for a protein of 1005 amino acids. The record is from RefSeq and is a predicted model, not a curated record. Lineage: Eukaryota; Metazoa; Xenacoelomorpha; Acoela; Convolutidae. The transcript is spliced from 12 exons.
ACUGUUAGUUUCUUUUCAGUUGAUUGUGCCAAACGAGACAUGUUUCUCUUUAACGGCUGAAGAAACUGCUGCGAUUAACUGUCCUGUGGGAGGGAUUUAAAUUCAAGAAGCUUUGACUUGACGGAAUUAUGGACUCUAGAAACACUCCAAACACUGGCAAGCCACCGGCAGGAAAGUCCAGACCAAAUCUGGCACGCUUCAAUUCCUUGUCUUUCAUUCACGACUACAAAUUAGCGUCUGAAAUGUUUGCUGGAAAUGAGAAACUUUUCAAACAGGCGUUUUUCAACGCGGCUGCCAAUAUUUUCGUGCUUCUUGCCAUAUUAGCUUCAAUUGCUGUAUUUUUUGUACUGGAAGUCUUUCUUAGACCUUUGCUUUGGGCAACUUUAACCGGAUCGUUUCUCUACCCAUUCAAAAAAGCAGCUACUGGUGCUGUGCAAAGAUGGCUGAAAUCUUUGACCCAGUCCGGAACGCCACUGUUUAUUGGUUUACUUCUGCUGCCGUUCAAUUUUGUAAAUUACUUGUCAGAUUUAAUCGGAAUUUUCAUUUCGAAGAAAUUUUACCUCUUUGUCAUCGCUUUUCUCUCUUACCCAUUGCUGUAUUUAGUUUUUGCCUGGACACCUGUUAGGUUGUUUUGCAAAAUGAUUGCCUGGUUUAUAAACUCUAUGUUGCGUUUACAUGGAGGCAUAGCAUCUUUUUGGUGUCGCUUUGUAGCGCCUUACUUUUGGACCAUCUACGUGGCUUAUUUCAUCCUGGCUUUUUUCUACUCCACUCAAGAUAACACUGCAGUUUUGAAGCGUAUCUCAGUUGUAGUUUGGGCUCUGUUAGUGUAUCACCUGUUGAUUACGUCAUCGAGUGUGGUGGUUCUGGGCUUGUUGAUGUUGACUGUAAUAGCUGUGGCUGGCUACAUACAGAACUCGCUGAAGGACCCACAGCGUAAGAAGUCCAUGGUCAAGUUUGAGCGGCAGUCAGUUCCAGUACCACUGGUUUCUUUGAACGAGUCAUCGCAGGAAGUGCCAGACUACAAGCCAGAAGAUGAGGGGGAUGGAGGAGGGGGAGGGGGAGGGGCUACUAAUGCAGCAGGUGCAGAUUGUGGCCAUGAGCAGAGGGUGACGGAGAGUGUGGAGAGUGUAAAUGAAGUGUCAGAUCAACAGAGUGUCAACAGCAAUGAGUCACUACAAGACAUCUCGAACACAAUGACGGACUAUGUGCAGAAGAGUGUGACUUGGCUGAGGAUGUACUCCCAACAGGUGUUCGAACACACAGAUCCCGCCUCCACUCACGCUUCCACUGAUGGGGCAACCAGCAAAGAUCUAAAUACUACCGCCCAAUCUGGCAGUGGUAGGAAACAAGAUGGGCAUGGUGACAUGAAUGACCUGAUAGUGUCCUUCGGGUUCUACUCUCUCUUCUGGUCUAUCCUCAUGAUCCAGACCCUGAAGCACCUCUGGAUCCUGCCUGUGUUGUUCAUUCCCAUCACUCUCUUCGUCAUCAAGAGGUCCUUCUUCCUGUUCAAGCUGGACCACCUUCUCAAGCCAUACUUCAGCACCGCAAAGGACAAAGUGAUGGAGAACCAGCACAUCUUGAUGCCAUCCUUCCUCAAACAGAUGAUCCACUUCUACCUGUUAGGCGACAAAAAGGUCAUCAAAGUUCUCAAGGGGUCAAUCGGGGUUGUGGUCACAGUACUCCUAGUCAGUCUACUGCUGGUCGGAUCCAUAGUGCUGUCCUUUCUACUGGCUGCCCAGAUCCAAGAGGAGGGAAUGGCUAUAGUGGAGAUUGGAACCACUCUGGCACACGAGGCAUCCUCCAUGUAUCCGGAGUUCAGAACAGUCCUACCUAACAGCACAGACAUUCAGUCGAGUCUAACGAUGGUGGUGGAGAGAGCCUAUGGAUACAGCAGGGGUCUGAUAGAGAACUGGAUCACCUCGUAUUUGGUGCCUGGAGGGGAGAGUGACGAGAAGAGUGAGGAGAUCACGAAUCAACUGCUCAAGAUCUACGAUGAGUUGUAUCUGCAGUUGUGGGUCAACAGGAACCAGACUUCGAACCAGAGCAUAGCAGAGGUGUUCAGCUCAGUCAAAUCUCUCUACGAAGAAACAGCAGAGGGUGGAAUGGACUCAUCCUUAGUAAACGGAGAAGGAUUCCUGAAGGCGUUCAAGUCCCACGGAUCCGAUCUGUUCUACUCGGUCUAUGACGUCAUCCACGGCAACUUCGACACUCUUCGCUCAAUCUCUCUUUCGGUCUGGAGCAUACUCCACAGCAAUAUCAAUAUAGUGUUCUCCGUGCUGACUUCUCUGAUCUGGGUAAUUCUGUCCAGUGGCUCCCACAUAAUGAACUUCCUCAUCUCCUUCGUAGUCUUCCUCACAGCCCUCUUCUACCUGUUGAGUCUGAGUGGCAGCAGAUAUAAACCGAUGGAGUUUGUCGCCUCAAUCAUGCCAGCUGACCCGGCCGCUGUGGGAAUGGGCAAUGGGAACAACACCUCAGGAGGGUCCAAGAGUAUGAGUUCAAGUGUAGCGAGCAGCAAUACAUUUGCAGAGGCAGUGAACAGUGCAGUGAUGGGUGUGUUCGGGGCAUCCCUUAAACUAUCCUCCUUCUAUGGACUUCUCACUUAUGUCACCCACUCAGUGGCAGGAGUCAGACUGGUGUUUCUCCCGGCUGCAGUCGCAGCUCUGCUAGGCGCUGUUCCGGUAUUUGGAACGUAUCUGGCAGCUAUUCCGGCUGUGCUAGAAUUGUGGCUGCUGCAUGAUGAGUGGAUUGGAGCUCUCGUUCUGAUGAUUUUCCAUAUGCUCCCGACUUAUGGAGGAUUUGAUGCUGCUAUUUAUGCCCAAAUAUCAGGAGCUGGCCAUCCUUAUCUAACUGGUCUGGCAGUAGUGGGUGGAAUCUCAGUCAGGGGUCUGGAGGGUGCCAUCUUGGGACCCAUCCUCUUAUGCGUCCUCAUAGUAGUCUCAAACGUCUACUCCUCAGUCAUAGCCGGAAACACAUCGGAAAACAACGCAAACAAUGCCUCUUCCUCGGUUGAAUCGCCUUACGCUGAAUCUAUGUCUGUGUCAAAUGAGCGAAGAGCAACUAAACAUGCGGGCAAGUCGCUCAGGAGUCACUCGUUUAUGGGCAUGGAUGCCAAUGUGAACGAUCUCUCAAGUCAGGAUAUGGAAUAAAAAAUGGAAAUCAAAAUUUUGUUCUUGUCAAUCAUGAUGAACAGAUAUCAUCGCACAUAAAAAACUUAUCAAUCGUUCAGUUGUGACUUUAUGCUUUCUCCGUAAAUUUAGGGUAAAACUUAUGCAUAUGUGUUAAAUCAAACUAAAUGAGCUAAAAAAAAACGUUCUGGUUUCUUUUUGGGCGUUUUAAAACUGUUGAUAUUAAGGACAUCUAGUUAACACAUUAAAUGUUCUUAACCAAUAUUUCCUCGAUUUUGGUUUUGAUAUCCUAGAAGUCAGCUGUAAGCAAUAGCUAUGUGUGUCAAUGGGUUUAAAAUCAAUUCCGGUUAUCAGGCGCUCUAGUAAUGAUACCUAGAUUACCGGUAAUUUUUCAUGCAGUUUAUUCAAAAAUGAUUAAUUUUUAUUUUAAAUUCUAUUUGCGACAACCCUUCUUUGCCUGGGUGAAUUUAACACAUAUAGUGUUUCUAUAUUCUGGCGCUUAGCAAGCUAAUGUUUCUGCUGUGCUAGUUUCUCUGUUGUUUCGUGGAUUGUAUCCUCAAUUUAAUGUUAUUAACGGUCGGUUAAAUGCAGAUCCAGGAGAUCGAUAUAUUUUGAUUGAAUCAGAACUAACGUAAUUCUUUAUGCUGUCUCAAGUCUAGAUCUACUAAUUUAUCUGAAU